AUGGACAGCAAUCAACCCCCUGUCUAUCUCGAUGUUCCCGUGACAGACGCUGAGCGGGCUCAGGCCAGGCGGCGACAGGACGACAGCUCCGAUAGACUUUUACCAGAAGCCGUUCAUCAACAUCCAGAAGAUUCUUCAUCAUGGACCCAAUACAACGCACCAACACCCAGUCGAUUUCCAUCUAUACGGGGUGCCCCGGCGAUUCGACAAAUACCACCGAGUUUCUCGAAAAGGUUCGAGCCUCGUCAAUACGUGCCCAUUUCCCCUAUUCACGAAGAAGACGAACCCGAGUCCAUUCGCCUUCAGGAACCAUCAAUAUACAACAAGUCCGACGAAGGAUCUUUACUUCGACUACAACCACCGGCUCCUCCGUUAUGGACUCCCAUAUGGCUGAAGAAGAUGACCUUGAUUCUUUUCGCCAUUUUCUUUGCCCUCCUGGUAUUGGCGCUGGCCCUCCUUUGGCACUUCGACCGCACCAACGACGGAUUCCAUGUCGCCAGCGAUAUGAAGCAUUAUGCCUGGGCUUAUGCUCCUACAGUAAUUGCUGUCGUCAUCGUUGCAGUAUGGAGGUUGGUUGAUUAUCACGCGAAGCUGGCGAUGCCUUUCGAUGCCCUUCAAGACGGCCCUAUAAAAGCUUCCGAAAGCCUUUUUGUCGACUAUAUUUCUAAGUUCCAAUUGGUGGCACUGUUUGAAGCGACCAGGAAUAACCAUUUCGCCGUCAUGGCUACAGUUGUCGGGUUUAUCUUAUUGAAAGUUGCUACGAUGUUUUCAACAGGACUUUUAGUUCCAUUGCCAACACAGGUGAAGCAGAGCAAUGCUCCAAUCCAAGCACGAGGCUUCAGCGCCGACUCAUUCGAUCCCAAUACGCCUUUAACCUCGUUGUCCGUGGCUUCGCCGGUGUAUGCAUAUUAUGGAAGUAAAACACAGGGGAUACCCCUUGAGAACGGCGUUGCGAUCGAUUUGGCGUAUGGCGCAUUCACGGUGCCGUCAAACACGUCGAUCGGACAGAAUGCGAUCAUCACGGGCGACGUCCAGGCAUUUAUUCCGAAUGUGACUUGCAGUCGACUCGAUGUCAAUUUGGAUACUCCCGCAGUCGUCAAUGACACCAACUCUGCGAACGCAUUUGCAUCUUCUUCAAAUAUAUCUUUCACCAUCCAAGCCGGCGAUGCUUGCAGCCGAGCGUCCUCUGUCAGUGUGCCGGCUUACGACCCAUAUACCGAGAUUGUUCCUGGACACCAGCUAACUGGUACUAUGCAAGAGAUAUAUUGUGGCACCACCGUUGGGGACACUUCAGACUCUCAAGGCCCUCGGGGUUUGCUGUUCACACUGACCGACAUCAAAUAUGAACAAACUCUCUUCGAUAAUGCCACUCAACUUGCGGGCGGUACCUUCACGAUCGCCAGUGACGUGUCAAGAACUCUCACUAAUAUGACAAACGUGUUUUGCAAGCCUUCCUAUACCAUGACUGAAGUCAAGGUGACCAAUAAAACUCAGUUGAGUGGUAGCCGCCAAGGCAUAUCCAUUGAGUCGGGGGAGGGAUCGAACAGUAGUCUGCCCAACUUCUCGAAUUGGAAUGCCACCAACGUCUUCCUCCAAUCCGCUACAUCAGCUGAUGCUCUAUUUGGCGACAUCGUCAACGAUGAUAAUUCUUCGAAUUCUAGUGGUAUCUUUACGCUCAUGGCUCUUGGAGAAGGCGAUCAAGAUAUUAGCUCGCUGUUGGAUGCGGACAAGAUGAUCUCCGCGGCCCAGGAUACCUACAAAGGGGUUUUGGCGCAGUACGCUCACCUAUCUUUGAGGGCGACCAACACUAGCAACAUUGAUGGAGGGUCCCUGACCAACGAGGAACGCAGACUGCGCGUCAAUGAUGUCUCAGUCUGGACCAUGGCUUCAAUUUUUGGAAUCUUGGUGAUCAUCUGCAUUGCUCUUGUGUUCAUCGCUCCACGAGCAGUUGUUCCGCGCGAUCCGAGCUCCAUCGCUGCCAUCGCUACGAUACUUACACGAAGCACUGAGCUGAACAGGCUUUUGAGGAAGCAGGGUGUUCCAAAUCUCGCCAAUCAGCAAUCAGCCUUGUCUGGAUUCGAAUUUGGAACUGCCAUUGCUAUCACCGACUCUGGCACCACAAGUUUCAAAAUCGUGGCCUCGGAGGGCGAGCCAAUGCAAGCCGCAACAAAACCCAACAUGGACCUCAAAUGGUGGCUACCAUUUACUGCUUCUUUACCAGUCUUGUUCGUUACAUUGGCGCUCCCAGUGGUGUUGAUCGCUGUCCUUGAGGUCGUCCAGCACUAUUCAAAUAAGCACAAUGGACUAUAUACGGUUGCAGACGACAAAUGGACCGAGAUAUACAGCCAUUACAUCCCUGGUAUUGUCACAUUGAUAGUCGCUUCUCUGGUCAACAUGUUAGACUUCAAUGCGGCUCUUUUUGCACCGUGGGCGAAUUUAGCAAAGGGGGACGCUAUCAGUCGAAAAUCCGUACUCCAUCAUCUACUGGGACUGACACCUCCCUGGGCUUUUUUACGAGCCAUCCGUACCCGUUAUGUUGGUGCACUGUCGAGCAUCUUGGCCGCUGGGUUGGCAAGCGUAUUGACCAUUCUCGUUUCUGCGCUUUACACAGUUCAACACGUUACUGUCAACGGACCCGACAUCACUCUAACCCAGCUCGACUCCUUUAGCCUGCAGUGGCCAAACAGUUUCUCUACUGACAACGGAGCUGCCGCAAUUGUGGACCUGAUAAUGCACCAAGAUGUCAGUUAUCCUCAAUUCACCUACCAAGGCUUAGUCUUCCCAAAGCUGUCUCUCAACAAUUCAGAAGCGUCCUCUGACUCUGCGUCGGUUGUGAGUGGGUCGUCCAGUCAUAUUCUUCCUGCAGUACGCGCCAACUUGCGAUGCGAGAUCCUACCAAAUUCGUCUUUCAACGUGUCUACUGAACAGGCCGGCUCAGACAGUGCAUUUGCCACCGAUCAAGCUUUUGUCACCGCUACAGCAUCACUUCCGGCCUCAUGUCAGCUUGGUGGUUCCAGCGGAUCCGAAAAUACUGUGACGUACGAGAAUAACUUUGAGCUCCCUUCUGGAGGAGGAGGUACCUACGCUGGGGCACAGUUGGAUCUACUCUUCGGUUCGAAUGCGUCUACGUACGGGAACUAUGGAGAAAGUCGAGGACAGUACAUUGGCGACAACCCCGCCGUGGGAUGCCCCAGUCUUGCCUUCACGUUCGGCCACUUCAAACUCGAUAGCACAAACAAAAGCCAGGUCACCACAAUGAUUUGCUACCAGGAAAUUCAAGCUCUGAAGGCAAAUGUGACCCUCAAGGAUGACUCUACCUCUAUCGACCGCAACAAUCCACCCACGGUUCAAAGUGGCAGUGUGUCUUUGCGCUCGAAUCCGAUCAGCACCACCGGUGCAAAUUCCUUCGACUUUCGCAUCCAAAACAACCUCGCCCAGGAGAUGACGUUGUUCAAUGGCGCCAACGGCACACCAACAUCCAACCCUUCUGCUACAGAUACCUUUGACAUUUACUUCCAGGCCGUCAUUAAUGGCACGAACAAGCACGACCCGGCAGCCUUGGUCGGUGCGAAUAACCAAGGCGCUCUAGUUGACGCGGUCAUCCAAUUCUACCAGAUUUACAUGGCUCAAGCCAUCUCCACAAACAUGCGCGCCUCGUCGUCGUCGUCUUCAUCUUCAACCAAUUCUUCUCGCCUCACUCGCAGGCAGUCGCCGACUACUACAAGCACCACCGCCACGACGGUCACAAGGUCCCGCCUAGUACAAGACAAGGACAGCAAACUGGAGCUCCAGGUCAUCCUGGGCGUCAUCGUUGGCCUCUGCGUGGCAUCUUGGCUCACCACCAAGAUGCGCCGCGUGCUACCGUGCAACCCCUGCUCUCUGGCCGGGACCAUGUCCCUUUUGGCCGGCAGCGAUCUAUGCCACAGCGUCGACGACGGUCUGUGUGAGUGCUGCGGUAAACCACGUCGCCGAUCCUUCGGGUAUGACGCGGACGACCGACCCGAAAGCAUCCAUGCCGCACCCGAAGACGAGGACGAGGACGAGGAGCGGCAGCAAAUCAUCCCCGAUGGCGCCGAGUGGGUGCCACAACCACAAUUCGAGACGGCGUUUGGCGGGCGCAGAUACAGCAUGGGUUGGUGGCGAGAGCGGCGGGCGAUCGGUAAACGGAGACGGUUCGGCGUCGACGUCGGCGUCAGAGCAGACGGCGCGGACGACCAGGAUUGGGAGCUCGGGCAGCGAAGGCCCGAGGGUUCUGGGUUUGCGGAUUUCAUGAUGCGCGGGGGUGACCGGGACGGACGAGGCGAGUAUUCGAGGUUCGGCAGCCGCGGGAGGGAUCUCAGUCCCGGCCGCCCUACCACAACGGCCGCGGGGGAGAGGGACGUUAUCGCUAGACCACCGCGUGCGACGACGCAGGCGAAUCCAAACCCGUCAUGCCCCGUUCAUGGUGGUGUAAACGACGAUGUUCGACCCCCUCCAGCAACGGUGGCUCCUAGACCGAGGACUCCAAAUCCUUCGUGUCCUGUUCACGGUGGCGUGGGAGGAGGAGGUGGAGGAGAAGAAGCAUCGGGGCCGGCGACCAUCACACGCAGAGAAGGUUCUUAUUUAGGUGGUGAAGCGUAGGCGUUCUUGGGUAUACCAACUUCGAUUGAUUUUCUAUGGAUGUCUCUACUAUUCAAUCUUGGAUCCAUUGUACCUUGAACUCUUUCCAAGCCCGCUUUCUCACCCAGUCUUUCAAAGGCCAAUGAUUUGAUCCAGCAAAUUAACCAUUGUCAUUGUUGCAGAUGUGAAACUAGUAGGAAAAACUCCAAGAUUGUGACCGAUUAUUCUCUUUUUGAAAAGGUCUCUUUCGAUAUAUCUCUGGGGUGAGUGGCCUUCGAGAAGUGGAGUCCGUCUACAAGACGGACGACACAGGUGAAGUUAGGAGGGGAACAUCGGAUCGAAUUACUCUCAUACAAGUAGUCA
Molecule: messenger RNA, 4962 nt
Organism: Exophiala oligosperma
Lineage: Eukaryota; Fungi; Ascomycota; Eurotiomycetes; Chaetothyriales; Herpotrichiellaceae
Exons: 1
Coding region: 1-4620 (1539 amino acids)
Source: RefSeq, a predicted model, not a curated record